Acanthosepion pharaonis is the source of this 936-nucleotide messenger RNA. The record is from the annotation of a GenBank genome assembly. NCBI's taxonomy places the organism in Eukaryota, Metazoa, Mollusca, Cephalopoda, Sepiida, Sepiidae.
AUGUCCUUUCGCCUCUUCUUCCUACUUCCGCCAAUCGACUACUACCGGUGUAACAGGUUGAACGGAAGGCUCCUCUCCCGCUUUUCUGUUUGUUUUCUUUUUCUAUUUAUAGCUAUCGACCAUAUCAACUUCUUUCUUUAUUUCUUAGGCCUAUAUCUUUCUUUCUUUUCUUUUUCUUUCUUUUCUAUCUACUGUAUCAAUUCUUUCUUUCUUUCUUUCUUUCUUUCUUUCUUUCUUUCUUUUGUUUGUUUGUUUGUUUCUAUCUCUUUUGACCUUUAUUCUUUCUUUCUUUCCACUCCUUUCUUUCUUUCUUUUUCUCAAUUUUUCUUUCUUUCUUUCUUUCUUUCUUUCUUUCUUUCUUUACAGUUUUUAUUUAAUACCUCUCUAUCUACCACAUCAACUUCUUUUUUCUUUCUUUUUUCUUUCCUUUUUCUUUCUUUCUUAGGCAUGUUCACAUAUGUGACAGUUUCUUUCUUUCUUUUCUCUUUCGUUCUAGAAUCUGUCUUCCUUUCUUUCUGUUGUCAUUAUUUUCUUUUUCUUACAUUCGGUCUCAUUCUUCCUUUUGAUUCAUCUCAUUGUUCCAUUUACAUCUAUCUACUAUAUCAAUUCUUUCUUUCUUUGUUUCCUUAUAUAUUUCUUUCUUUCUUUCUUUACAAUUUUUAUUUGAUAUUUCUCUGUAACUUUCUUUAUAUUUCUGUUCCAUUUAUAGCUAUCUACCACAUCAACUUCUUUCUUUCUUUCUUUCUUUCUUUCUUUCGUUUCUUUCUUUCUUUCUUUCUUACGCCCGUUCACAUAUAUUACACUUUUUGUUAUAUGUAUGCCUCAGCCAUCUACAAUAUGUUGCAGAUGUUUCAUGUUUUUUUUUCUUUUUAUUGCCAUAUAUUUUCGCUCUAUCUCUUUGCGUUUGAAUAUAUCUCUGUAUUCUUUCAUUUUUAA